CAAAAUAAUAUGGUCAGUCAAGAGGGCACUAGAUACGAGAACAGCUCUGGUUAGCAUAGACGACACAAAUAAAGCAAUAGACAAAAUAAACGCAGAACAAGGUACCAACAUUGAGCAGAUUAGGCAUGUUGACGAGGCCAUAUUAACUGAAUGGGUACAAGUAGCCAAGCAUGGUUUGAAAGCUAUGAGAGUGCAAGAAAGGCUUAAAGAUGAUAAGCAGGUGAAAGAGGUAAUAAGUAAAGUGAUAAGCACUCAAUGUGAAAGAAUAGAUGGUGAUGUAAGCAGAAUGCUAGCAAGUAUACUAGAUAAGCCAACCAACAAAAUUAGAAUUAACAGAGUACUUGAGGUAGAUACUAAGAAGCAUAUACUCCAUACCGAGCCAGAUAUAGUCCUAGAUAAGACUCACAAGCAUUUUGAAGAGCAGUUCAAGGAGAGAAAGAUCGGGACGGAGAAUAACAUUAAAGAUGAAUUCUAUACACCCUUAAAAGAAGUAAAAGAAGAGUGGUAUAAGAGCUUAGGUGAAGAAAUUACUCUUGAGGAGUGGUUGGCUGCAGUAAAUGGAACAAAGAACCAAACAGUAUCUGGGGCUACGGGAAUCGGGUAG
Messenger RNA from Dentiscutata heterogama, 604 nucleotides. NCBI's taxonomy places the organism in Eukaryota, Fungi, Glomeromycota, Glomeromycetes, Diversisporales, Gigasporaceae. The record is from the annotation of a GenBank genome assembly.